AUGUCUGUUUUCAUCCUUCUGUUCGCAAACCCCGUGGUGGAAGACGUGCACAUAUCACACUGGUACGCUAGCAAAAACACGCCACUCCGAGAUGAGGACAUGAGAAAAGAGAUCAAUACUACUCCGUCUCAGAUGUUAGCAGAAUCGGCGGUCUCGGUGAGGUUAGCAAUCCGACGCACUGCAAGGGGAAAAAAGUCACCAACAGGCGCCUCCCUCCAAUUCAAGACAGAUCCAUACGCCGAUGAGCAGGACGCGGUCAAUGAAGCAAUAUUGGAGGCAUUAAAGUCUCCCGUCCAUGGGCCUGCGCUGGAAGCACGUUUGGUAUAUCUUCACCAACGAGGCAUGGGUGCUCUCCGUGGCGCAAUGGGUCUGGAAGCACCCGCAAAUGCGAUCAGCAAUGGUUUAACGGAGGAAGAUUCGCAAAUAGUACACGAGGCACGACAAUACGCAUGGGCCACCGGCCUGCUGUUCCCCCAAGUCAGUCGAGAUUUGGUGAUGGCGGGGUCACAAGGGCGUCUGAUGCCAGACUACUCCAAAUCUGUUUACGUUCCUGCUUCCAUCGAGGAGCUGAUCUUUCCGCGGGCUGAUAUCGCCCCACCUUCGACUGUGCACCCACAAAUGCCAGCAGCAGUCACGGUGCACUUGUCUGAGGCUGUUGUCCCAUCUUCUAGCACAGACUUUAGUAUGCCAGUGCCGUCCGAGUCGGCGUAUGUUGAACUACCGUAUAAUUUUGGUGAUGACUUCUUUGAUUUUCCCCAGACAUACCCAUUAAAUGUCGAACCUGAUCAGUACCUAAGCUCAGGAGGGUUCAUGGGCGGACUCGGAGGGUACUACCAUGACAUGCCAUGA
Molecule: messenger RNA, 849 nt
Organism: Suillus clintonianus
Lineage: Eukaryota; Fungi; Basidiomycota; Agaricomycetes; Boletales; Suillaceae
Exons: 3
Coding region: 1-849 (282 amino acids)
Source: RefSeq, a predicted model, not a curated record